Messenger RNA from Symbiodinium natans, 1851 nucleotides. NCBI's taxonomy places the organism in Eukaryota, Dinophyceae, Suessiales, Symbiodiniaceae. The record is from the annotation of a GenBank genome assembly.
AUGCAAACCGAAGAUGUCCCUGUGCUGCAGUCAUGGGAUGCUUACGAGGCAUCGCUGCCGGUGAGAGAAGGUACUUACGGAGUGAACAAGCUGUAUUUGCGACCCUUCUUGUGCUGCGAGAGAGAUUUGGAUGUCGCAGUGAGUCGCCUGGAACAGGGCACCGAGGCUAGAGAUCGUGUGGCAUACCUCUCAGCCCCAAGUAUGCGGGGCAAGUCCGCCGCCAUCCUUCCAAUGUUUUGCCGAAGUGUAGAACUGGGCGAGAACAGCGAGAACAGUUUCACCCACUAUUUGUACAUGCCAUUUGCCAACAACGAUGGGAAUUGUCAGAGCCCUGCGCCCAACCGCCAACUGCGCGAUUUGGAGACCGAUGAGCUGGAGCGGGCAGGUGCUGACUUCAUGCUCCACUGCCUCAGGAGUCAGAUGAAUGGAACAUAUCAUGACAUUGAAUGGCGACCGCCCAAUCCACUUCCAAGCUUGAGAAUGGCUGAGGCAAAGUUCAAGGAGGAGGUCCAUAAGUUUUUGCAGGAAAAUCAGAGCAAUCGUCUCCUCUUCCACAUUGAUGAGCACCGCUCGAUGAGCGCAUCUCCCGAGUUCAGGCGAGGAGCAAUGCUGCUUGCUGGCUCAGUCCCAGCGAGAUGUCGGGUGAUUGCCACCUACCUUGAACCACCGGAUUUGCCUGCGCAGGGCUCGUCCACAGUCUGCAGGUUUCCAAUUGCCAUGAUGUUGGUGGACGUUGGGUCCUUGCUGACUUCCAACGCCUCAGAUAUUGCACCAGCCACGGCAGCAGGCUUGCCCAAAAUCAGGCUUCCUGCAGGAGUUUGGAAUGGCAAGGCGCGGCGUUUGCUAGCAACAUUGCGGGUCAAGCUGAGCCUUUUCCUUAUGUCGAGGAACAUCGGUCUUGACCAACUCCACAUUAAGCAGGAUGAUAGGAGCGAGUUGCGCAAUGCCUUUGUGACAGUGCAAGAGGCGCUCGACACAGACACAGAUAUUGAGAGGAAGCUCAUGAAAGCUAUCACAAGCAUCAGCUUCAUUUUGCCACAAAGAAAACAUGUCUCUGGAGCAGUUGACUUGCUGCUGGGCAUCGAAGACUCUGAGGCAGACGACAGAAGGUAUCCCGGACUGGUGUCACUGGACAACCAGAAACUCAGCCUUCCCUUUCAGAUGUUGAUGGUAGUUCGUGAUCGUGAUGUCAACGACGAGACCUUCAAUCUGUUUUGCGAUGGGCAGGAUAUUAUUGUUAGCUCCAUCUUGGGAAACUCUGACUGGUGCGAUGGUCUGGUGAUGGAGCGGGCGUAUGCAUGGGCUCUUGCCUGCAAAGCUGCCAAAGCAGACGGACGCUUUCACUUGAAAGACGCUGGGCAUACUUUCUCUUUCCAGUGCAAAAAGCUACGCGAUGGAAUCAAGCAGCUCAAUGGGAAGGACGCGAGAGUAUUCACAAAGAAGGGAACACCCAGCGUUGACGGCAUCCGCUGCAUUGAGGAUGGUAUCAUGUAUCAUGCACUUUCAGAAGGUGGCAAGGCUGGCACUCACAAAGGCUUCGAUAUUUGGUUCAAGACCAAGGCAGACGAGUUGGUCCGGGGCCCAGUGCUGUUGGAUGUGACCGGAGCCACAAAUGCCGGAACCUGCAAAGUGAAGGCCGAUCAAAUUGCCCAGAACGCAGCUGCGGUGAUGAACAAAGCGCAGAACGCGACAGUGCCUGUGAAAUCAGUCAUUGGUGUUCUCUUAGGUCCAAAUUGCUACAUCGCCAUCGAAGAGCCACCGUCAGCUCAAGUGGUGCAAGGAGAUGCAGCAAGAGACCUACUGGGAGGCUUACAACAACUCUUGACCUGGCUUGGUGAAGAUGUUGACUGA